This is a messenger RNA of Prorocentrum cordatum, 3010 nucleotides long. Lineage: Eukaryota; Dinophyceae; Prorocentrales; Prorocentraceae. The record is from the annotation of a GenBank genome assembly.
CCAGGUCCCCGGUCCCGGGGCUCCGGCCCACCCCCGGGACAUCCGGGUCAGGCCCGUGUUACCCCUCCCCCGGGGGUUCCAAGACGGCCCAAGAGGCCCUCGAGACGGCCUCCGUAGCCAUUUUGGCUCAAGGGGAUCAAGGGCCUAGCACUUCCACCCCGUGUGGCGCGGAGAUCAGGAUGGGACAUUGGCAAUGGUUGCACCAAAGUGCGUGGCUCAUCUGUCCGUCUUGCUCAUGGUCUUCGCCAGUGUUGUCUCUUACGUUAUCAUGAACGACGCGUUCAGGUUGGCGCACGUAGUCCGCUUGACAGAGCCAGCUCCGACGGAGCAGUUCCCAGCGGCAUCUACCGCAGUAGCAGGCACGACCGCUGAGCGACUGGCGAGCAGCAGUACUGUCAACGAUGGGCUGGGCGCUACCAGGGCUGAAGCCAGCACUGGUACCAGCACCAGUACCAGCACCAGUACCAGCACCACGACCAGCACCACGACCAGCACCGGUGACAUGGCAUCCGACCAAGUCGUCGUCAACAUCGGAACAAGCCUGGAGAACAACAAGUGUGUAAACGCUACAUCAUCAGUCAGUUGUGACGUUGACGCUGCCCAGCACGGAUCAAGGCUCAACAGAGAUUUGCCCAGGUCGACAGACGAAUUCCAUGUGUUUGCGUACGGCAGUCGAGUUUGCGUGAAACGUACCGACGACGUUGUGAGUGGAUGGGGUAUGAAUUUAACGAUCAGGUGUACGAGGUCGGCUACGGCAGUCACCAGCCCGAUCACGAAUCGCAUACCGCGCCGACAUGUGCAGGCGUGGCUUGAAGAGAUGUAUCCUAAACCAGAGCCGCAACUGCUUCACGCGAGGCUAUCGUUUCAGAACACGUCGGCUUUUCCAGACAAGCCGUUGGUAUCCAUAGCGGCUAUGUGCGAUUGGCUGUUUAUACAGGACACGACUGGCCCGCGCUUCCCCCUGCAAAUCGUGAGGCUCCGCUCGCCCCCAAGGACUAUUUUCUUGGACUUGAGGUUGGACUUGAAAAUGAUGAUCCGCUUACUCAAGUACGAGGUGUUUCCCUACAUCGAUAAGCCGGUCGUGGUCCUCACCACGUCGCAAGACAGGACAAUUCCACAGCAGCGUGACCGCAGAUUUGAGAAUCGCACGCAUGACGUGUUGCAGAGGUUUGCCAGGCUGCUGAACAAUCGUCUGAUCGAGCGGUGGGUGACAGAGAAUUUCGACGAUUCUAGAUUCCACAAAAAGCUCGCUGGGAUUCCGACUGGAUUCUACACGCCCAACUGCGAGAUUGCAGGACAAGCAAAUCAGGAUUGCAGUCAGGAGUGGUGGUCGGUAAUCAAGGCUGGAUGGCUGGUGCCUCUGUCGCAAAGGCCGCUCACUCUGAGCUGCAAUGGCAGGCAUCAUAAGGAAGCCUCCGCGGGCCAGUUCACCGACAGGGUCAGCGCGCUCAAAAACUGCAGGUCAGGCGGCCCAUGGGGAGACUUCUCUGAGCUUCGAGGCGAGAUGUUUAGCAAUCAGUUUGCUGCUUGGUGGCAGAAUCACUCUUUCGUCAUUUGCCCUCACGGCGGUGGCCUUGACCCGAGUCCAAGGGCUUUCAUGGCCAUCGCCUCUGGCGCUAUCCCAAUCGUGCAGAGUACGCCUUGUCUGGACACGGUCUACUCUCAGCUCCCUGUGGCGUUUGUGCGUGAUUGGAAGCCAGCGUCCAUCUCCGUCAAGAAGCUGCAGCGCUGGCGGGAUCAUCUGGCGCCCCAGUAUGAAGAUCCCGAGCUGGUGGCGAAGGUGAUCGCCAAACUCACAAUGAAGUAUUGGUGGGAGGGGACAGUCAAUCGCACAGUCAGGAUGACGAGCAAGACGAAGACGAAGAAUACUAAAAAAGACGACGAAGGCCGCCGCGCAGACAGCAGUGGGCAUCCAGAGCAGGAGGGUGCCGCGCAGACCGCGAUGGGCAUCCAGAGGGCUCCCAUGCAGCAAGAGGUCGCCGCUCAGACAGCAGUGGGCAUCCAGAGGGCUCCCACUCAGAAAGAGGGUGACGAGCGAACAGCAGUGGGCAGCGAGCACAUCCCCACGCAGGAAGAGAGCGCCGCGGAGAUAGAAGCGGGCAUCCAGAGGGCAGCGGGGCAGAAGGCUGGCUCCAGGCGGAGAAAGGGAGGCGGCAAGCAGAGAAGCUCGCAGGAGACAACCAGGCCGCGCACAAAGCAGGCUGGGAGCGCUUCGCAAGCAGCACCGGGCAGCCCGAGUGCUCGGUCCGCGCGCGGGCGCGAGGGAGCCUCAUGAUGGCUUCCAGACGACCCAAGACGCCCCCUAAGAAUCCCCAGAGGCCUCCAAGAGGCCUCCCAAGACGGCCCCGAGAGGCAGAAAUCGUUACGGCCCAAGGCAGCGCCGACACAGAUGAAAAGGGCCGCAAGAGGCCCCCAAGAGGGCUCGAAACCGCAGGAACAUGUGCUUGCACACCGAUUUGCAAUUGAUUAUUCCCGUGAGAGGACAUCUCGCGACAAAUGCGACGUCGUCUCACUUGGCUGAUCGUGCCGAAGCAUGUUGCUAGCCAUUCUGGAAAUUAGGUGCCUUCGCAGUUUGUAACCGAGGUACCAACUCAGAAUCAUGGGCCUGCGAGUCGUCCCAUGCUCUUCUUUAGUUUAUCCCGACUUGUUUGUUAGUUUGUGUUUACUCAAUUCCCGCACCAGUGCGUCAUCUUUCCCUGGUUGGGCGUCUUUCUUUCCAUCCUUGGACGCAUGGGUAAUUUGCCAACAUAUUUAUUUGGCAUUUGUUGCGCACGUGUAGGCUUUGCACAGCGUGUCAAAGCACAUUUGCCUGCACACCGCGAUACCUGUGAAUAUGUUGAUUUCGUCGAGACGUAUCUCGCGACAAGUGCGACGUCGUCUCACGUGGCUGAUCGUGCCGAAGCAUGCUGCCAUCCAAUCAGGCGGGUGCCCUCGCAGCUGCUGGUCUUAAGCUACAGGCGUGCUGAAUCCCCCCCCAAAAAGAGGGCUCGAAACGCAGACAUCUAGCUCG